Molecule: messenger RNA, 909 nt
Organism: Vicia faba (fava bean)
Lineage: Eukaryota; Viridiplantae; Streptophyta; Magnoliopsida; Fabales; Fabaceae
Source: the annotation of a GenBank genome assembly
AUGGCUCCACCGUCCGAACCUCAUCGCCGCCGUCACGGCAACUACAACCACAACCACAUCUCCUCCUUCUUUCAAUCCACCGCUUCAAAUUUCCUCUCUCUCUUCAACCAACCCAACCCUCCACCGCUACCUCAACUACCCUCCGCACUCUCCCUCCCUCUCUUUUUCGCGCCACCGCUCUCCGCCGUGACGUUCGAAUCCACCGCCGAGUCAACUCGCCCUUCCGCAAAAUCGGUUAGAGUCUCGAGGCUCAAUUCCAAUGUCAAAGGUGGUGGCGGACCCGCUUUUGUUGGUCAGGUUUUCAGCAUGUGUGACCUCUCUGGAACUGGUCUUAUGGCUGUUUCUACUCACUUUGAUAUUCCUUUCAUCACUAAAAGAACCCCAGAGUGGCUGAAAAAAAUGUUUGCAGCAAUCACCAAGAGUGAGAGGAAUGGCCCUGUAUUUCGCUUUUUUAUUGAUCUAGGAGAUGCAGUUUCAUAUGUCAAAAAACUCAAUAUUCCAAGUGGCGUGGUGGGUGCCUGCCGUCUUGAUUUGGCAUAUGAGCAUUUCAAGGAAAAGCCUCACUUAUUCCAAUUUGUUCCAAAUGAGAAGCAGGUCAAGGCAGCUAAUAAACUUCUGAAGACCAUCCCACACAAUAUUGCUGGGACAAAGGUCGAUGGGGUGCCCGUGUUUAGUGCUCAGAAUUUGGAUAUUGCAAUAGCAACUACUGAUGGAAUUAAAUGGUACACUCCCUACUUCUUUGAUAAAAACAUGCUUGAUAACAUUCUUGAAGAAGCUGUUGAUCAACAUUUCCAUACAUUAAUCCAAACUCGGCACAUUCAGCGGCGGCGAGAUGUGGUUGAUGACAACUUGGCAGCAGAAGUGAUUGAGGAAAUUGGAGAUAGUUUAGGGGAGCCUCCAGAGGUAUGA